UUUUAUCCGCAGCAGUGGAGUCGAACUCCAUCCAGCUCUCCAGCUUCCUCGCACAGAUUUGGCGCGGCGCCGGAGCUGACACGAUCUCCUCCUCCGCCCCUCGGUAGUCGGAUGCCUGGACCUCAAUAAGAGCUUCGGGAUACUUCCGCGUUCAUCUCGAUCCAAGGCGUCGUUUCAGCUGGAUUUGACGCCGAGAUGAGGCUCAUGUCCAGGAAGCGGCACCGGCACCGCCGGCAAAUCCGGGACGGUACGCACCCUAUACCCCUUCCUCUCUCCCUCCAUGAUUCAUCUAUGUGCCGGUGUAUGUCUCCUCUUUCCCAUCCGUUAGUGUUGGAGGGAAGGGGGGCUCAACUUUUCUUUUUUUUUGUGAAGGCAAGACUUAACUUUUUGAGUAUUCAAGGUGGAGCAAGCUGAUUCAGUUAGGUAGUUCUAAGUUGGGCUACCGCCGUUUAUUUUUGUUCGGGCAAAAAAAAAAGUGGUUAGGGGGAUCGAGGAGGCUAGCUCAUGGAUGCCUCUCCCCUUAAUGCCAAUGUGGAUUUCUCCUUGAAAGAGAAUUAAUCUGCCAGAAAGUGAGAUUGCAACUUGCAAGUGCGUCCCUAAUCGUCUGUGAAAGCGCUAGGGGCAGCUGCGGCUUCAUGGUUAGGCUAGGCGCUGCACCCACGUAAGCUGUCAAACCUUGCUCCAAGACGGGCAGCCGCUCCAGGCGCUGCUGAUUCAGGCAGCAACGUUUGAGGGUUAGGGCUGGGGAGGUGUUGAUGUUGGCGACGCUGCAGCGGUGGCGUGCUCAUUGAGGAAAGGGAGAGGCGUUGGUGUUUGUAGCAGGGGUUCCUUGGCGAAGAUUCAAGGGUUACCUCAAGCACUCCUUUGACCCUCGGUGACUCAACAAGACGUUUGACCAGUCUACGAGACGCUGCUCGGCUUCUUCUGGCUGGACACCUCGACUCUACUUGUUAGACCAGCAGCAAUAAAUUUAUGAAAGAAAGUGCUCACCCUGCCAACAAGAUGAUACUUCUCCAUGUGGCGAAGGAAUAAGGUUGGGGCCCUACCUUCCAGAGGACAUCUGGCGACAUAUUCAUGCUCUAAUGCCACUGCGAGACGCUGCUCGUGCGGCAUGUGCGUCACACACAUUUCUGAGAUCGUGGAGAUGCCGUCCCAACCUUACUUUUAGGGGGGAAACACUAGGUUUGAAUGGAAGGCGACAUGUUAUCAAGAGGGAAGAAAUGGCAAGAGACCUCAUCAGGAAAGUUGACCAUAUUCUUAAAAAUCACUCAGGGAUUGAAGAACUCGUCAUGUCUCUGUCUUAUGACAGUGAGGAAGCAUACGAUUUCCCAUGCUCACUUUUAUUUAAUGGGAGUCAAAACUCAAUAAGGUAUCUUCGCCUCUCUUAUUGUGCCUUUCGUCCCACAACUGAGCUUGGUUGCUGCAGAAGCUUGACAACUUUGUUUCUGAGUCAUGUUUGGAUUGCGGACCAAGAGCUAGAGUGGCUUCUUUCCAAUUCUACCGCAUUGGAGAAGUUGAGACUCCUGAGUUGCACUGAGAUCGUUUGCCUGAAGAUACCUUGUCUGCUGCAGCGGCUCAGCUUUCUAAGCGUGGCUGCUUGUCGCAAGCUGCAAGUGAUAGAGAGCAACGCUCCGAAUAUCUCCACUUUUCAUUUCACUGGUAACUUAGUACGGAUCUCACUUGGAGGUGCAUUGCAAGUAAAGGAUGCCGAAAUGUAUUGCAUGCAUGAGUCCAACAUGAUUCGGUAUGCUCGGACCAAGCUUCUAUCCUGGGCGCCAAAUGUUGAAACCCUUAGCAUAGCAUCAAAUAAUGAGAUUAUCAGUACGCCAAUGCUACCUGGCAAAUUCGUCCACCUCAAAUACUUGCGCUUUACUCUAUAUGAAGAUGAGGCUAUUUCACCAGCCUGCGAUUAUCUUUCUCUAGUUCCUUUCCUUGAAGCUUCUCCUUGGUUGGAGACCUUCAUCUUUCAAGUGAUACGGCGGAGUAUGAAGCAUGAGUCGAUCAUUGGGGAUUCCUCACAUCUGAGACAGCUGCCAGAACAUCGCCAUGACAAGCUAAAGAGUGUGUCGAUUGGUGGCUUCAGCUCUGCCAAGAGCUUGGUCGAGUUGACAUGUCAUAUUGUUGAGAACGCAUCAGCACUUGAGUGCCUUUUAUUGGAUACUACUCGAGGUAGCUUCAGCCCGGAUGGGUGUUCCGUGGAUAAACCUGGCCAAUGUGCUCGUAUGGGGAGGAAAUUCCUCGUGGAGGCAUGUAGAGCACGUUUGGCUAUUAGAACACACAUUGAGGGAAUAAUUCCCUCUAGAGUUAAAUUAGAUGUUGUCGAGCCUUGCAGACGAUGCCAUGAUGUUGAGCAUCGAGAUAGCAUCGGUGUUUAAUGUUUAAUCAUGUAAACAUUAAAUCUUUGUAUAAUGUUUAAUCACGUGCUUGCACUUUUUA
Messenger RNA from Brachypodium distachyon (stiff brome), 2436 nucleotides. RefSeq lists its product as uncharacterized. Lineage: Eukaryota; Viridiplantae; Streptophyta; Magnoliopsida; Poales; Poaceae. The record is from RefSeq and is a predicted model, not a curated record. The transcript is spliced from 6 exons. Bases 1083 to 2375 code for a protein of 430 amino acids.